CCAAGGACAAGGACAGUCUCGCAGCAAGCGAACGGGACGAUUUGUGAAUGGCCUUUCACGCACCACGCUUAUCACGAGAUAUGAUACUGCCUUGAAGUCCAAUUACCCGACCGCAUCGCGGUCCUCCUCUCCAUCACCAUGCCCGUCUUCGCUCUCAUGGUCAUAUCCAAAGCCGGCUCCCUGAUCUACCACCGUACCUUUCCGACCUCUGCUCCUGGGGGCGCAACAAACUCCACACAACCCCAGCAGACCGUGGGCACAUUGGGUCUCCCUGGGACCAGCACGCUGACCACGAACGACUACCUCGUACUCGCCGGCACAUUCCACGGCGUCCACGCCAUCACGCGAUCUCUCACACCGAAGCUACCGGUCACAUCCUCCGCGAGCUCGACCGGGCGGACCUGGACAUAUCCCGACCCGACUGCCGCUCCGUCUGGCAUUGAAUCACUCGAGUCCUCGUUCUUUCGAUUGACAGUGUUCCAGACACUCACGGGAACGAAAUUCCUCCUGUUCACGGACCCGAGCAUGCCAAAUACGGAUGUUCUCAUGAAGGGCAUUUACGAUCGAUACGCAGACUUUGUGUGCAAGAAUCCCUUCUGGCAGAUGGAAAUGCCCAUACGUAUUGAUGCUUGGGAGCGGAGUCUGGCGCAAUGGUUGACGCGGCGGUGAUAAGACCAUCUCACACAAGAAACCUCAGAUGAUUUAGAAAACACCAACAUCAGUGCCCAGCUGAAUCCCGAGGCCGCUUUGCCUUAUAAUUCGAGGGCAGCCAGGGAAGGAUGCCCCGGCCACCAUCCCCGGACCGGUGGCUGCCUGCUUCUACGGAAUGUCUCGAUGAGCAGAAUCUCUCCCACAUCAGGGGCCAUGUCACCAACGUCCAAUAGCACAUGGCACCCGCAAGCAAGGUGCGGCGAUUCGUACACCUCAGAUAUCCGCGAAAAGGCCUCGCAGCACAACCCCAUUUUCAACACCAGCACGAGCGCGAGAUAUUGCAAAUUGCCCUCGCCAUUGCAAGCCGUUGCCAUGGAAAACAAGCAGACCGACACACCAGUCGCAGUCAUCCGAUCAUCCUCAUCAAAAUGUGUGACAUCCAUAAACUCUUCCACAUCCACUCACCCUUGCCCACUAUAUCGCACGAGACGCGCUACGACGGCAAACCGGUUCACAAGUGUCGCAGUGAGACGUACUCUCUCUCACAAACACCACACACAAGGUGCCCUGCCGCAAUGGACGCCGAUCAUUCUGCAUAUCGAACAGCAGAAGUCUAAUUCCCACACGUCUCAACGCGAGAAAACCGGCCCUCCAGUUACAAACGUUGCGAUCCUGGAGCCUACAGAGUCCAGAAUAUGAAGACCAAUCAAUUGACAUGGAAUUUGGUAGGCGAAUCGUGUCGAUCUGCUCAACACGAUUUCCAAUCCCGAUCGCCCUUGUAUCAAAGGCAAAGAUAUACCAAUGAUGUGGCCACCCCUCCGGCGUAUCGCCGUCGCCGCCAUGGCGCCGCGCCACCAGUAGCGUGCUGUCUUUCAUAGAUUGUACAAGUUCCAAUGUUUUUUCCUUCAAAAAUCCCAAUUGUACGGAGUACUUCCAACACAAUUACUUAUCUUUGUACCAAUCGUACACCAGUACUUAUAGCUAUCGCCACGCCAAAGCGAAGCGACGCAUUGCCACCAGAGCCGCCUCUCUUGUCGAAGACUAUGUUACUCUAUUUCUUGAGAAUACACAGGGAAGCAAAAUAGAGUAUAGAUCAUUCAUAUUUCCGUCUCAAUAAUAC
Messenger RNA from Exophiala xenobiotica, 1771 nucleotides. RefSeq lists its product as uncharacterized. Gene Ontology annotation, cellular component: TRAPP complex. Gene Ontology annotation, biological process: endoplasmic reticulum to Golgi vesicle-mediated transport. The transcript is spliced from 2 exons. Bases 139 to 669 code for a protein of 176 amino acids. The record is from RefSeq and is a predicted model, not a curated record. Lineage: Eukaryota; Fungi; Ascomycota; Eurotiomycetes; Chaetothyriales; Herpotrichiellaceae.